This is a messenger RNA of Penicillium diatomitis, 1512 nucleotides long. RefSeq names its product putative serine carboxypeptidase (gene cp9). Gene Ontology annotation, biological process: apoptotic process; proteolysis. Gene Ontology annotation, molecular function: serine-type carboxypeptidase activity. Gene Ontology annotation, cellular component: trans-Golgi network. The transcript is spliced from 3 exons. NCBI's taxonomy places the organism in Eukaryota, Fungi, Ascomycota, Eurotiomycetes, Eurotiales, Aspergillaceae. The record is from RefSeq and is a predicted model, not a curated record. The coding region runs from base 1 to 1512 and encodes 503 amino acids.
AUGACGAUGACUGCCGUCCUCUUCUUUGCUCAGAUCUGGUGGUCUAUCGCGGCUCGAUUUUUUCCAAAAUCGCCUUUCAAUUCCCAAUAUCUGGUCCAGUCGUUACCUGAGGCUCCUCCUUUGCCCACCAGCUGGGCAGGGCGCUUGCCAGUACCUGGACGGGUUGAAGGGAACGAUAUCUUCUUUUGGCUGUUCGAAUCAGAGAGUCCAGUCUAUGAUGAGAAUCUGAUUGUCUGGCUCAAUGGCGGACCCGGUUGUUCAUCCCUCGCAGGUCUACUUGGGGGCAAUGGACCCAUUUCAUUCAUUGGCAAUUCCACCGCCGUGGAACGCAAUCCUUACUCGUGGACACAGCUGGGCAAUGUGCUCUACGUAGAUCAGCCCGUUGGAGCAGGCUUCUCCACGGCGAGCUAUCCCUACCCCGUUGGGAACAACGAGAUGGUGGUCGCAGAUUUCGUGGCGUGGCUGGACGGAUUUCUCACACUGUUCCCGCACUUGAUCUCAAAGAAGAUACACCUGAUGGGGGAGUCGUAUGCAGGUAUCUACAUACCGUACUUUGCCCAUGCUCUACUCAAGAGCAAGAACGUCUCCCGUUCACUCGAUAUCCGGUCAAUGUCCCUUGGAGACGGAUCCUGGGGUAACGCAGCGGCCAUGUCUUCCGUAGGGAUUGGAGCGUACAUGCAGUCACAGGCGAGGAUGCUGAAAGUUCCAAGAGGUAUUCUCAAUGCCUUUGCUGCAGCAGAUCAGGUCUGCGGAUUCGAUGAGGUACUCGCCCAAGCGACCAACUUCCCACCCCCGGCAAAAUCACCAUCCCAGACCGUCGCGGACAUCGACCGCUCGAUCUUUAAUUCGAGCUGCUAUGGUCCAUGCGCCGUUUAUUCCACCGCCAUGGACUACAUGGACACAGCUUCCUCUGCAGGAUCGGGGAUUCCCUGUUUCGAUGUCUACGACAUCCACCACGAUUGCAGCGCCGUUCCGACAAUGAGCCUGAUGACUGCGUUCUUCAGCCGGCCGGACGUCCAAGAUGCGCUUCACGUCAACGGAAGCGGAACAUACAGUACCUGCAACUCCACCAUCCUGAGCAUAUUACUCGGUGCACCCUCUGUCGUUCCACCGGCAUAUUCCAUCCUGCCGGAUCUGGUCACUGAGCACAAUAUCUCCUUGCACAUCUACAACGGAGAAUGGGACAUGCUGUUGAAUCACGUCGGCACUGAGCUAGCGAUUCAAAACAUGACGUGGCGUGGGGCACAGGGCUUUUCGACCGCGCCAAGACGUCCUUUCUUCCCUGACAACCCUAUGCCUGAAUGGAGUCUGUCUGGGCAUCCCGGAGAGACUGGUGGGGUUGGUAAAGCAGCAGGGUACUGGGGCCAGGAGCGCGGGGUGUCGUAUCAUCUCUUUAAUGGAGCCGGGCAUAGUGUCUUUGCGAACAAGCCCCGCGAGAUGUUCGCGUAUGUGCGAGAUGUCGUUGUGGGGGAGAAAGAAGUUGGUGGAGUCGAAGAUGGGGGUCAUUCAUAA